Molecule: messenger RNA, 5001 nt
Organism: Mus musculus (house mouse)
Lineage: Eukaryota; Metazoa; Chordata; Mammalia; Rodentia; Muridae
Gene: Evc2
Product: EvC ciliary complex subunit 2
Exons: 14
Coding region: 1920-4622 (900 amino acids)
Biological process (GO): smoothened signaling pathway
Cellular component (GO): cilium; ciliary membrane; plasma membrane
Source: RefSeq, a predicted model, not a curated record
CUAAACAGUGGUGUUUCUUAGGCACUACUGUGGGCUCCCCAGUACAAGGAGAGAUACAGGAGUUCCAGCAUAGAACCCUAUCCCACAUGGCCCCAAAUGCCUGUUUUCUUGAUGUCAUGAAGGAUUUCCUGGGGGAAUGGAGGAACAUAGAUUUCAUUGUCCUGUAAAUGAUCACCAGUGAAGAAAGUGUGUCGCUUCACCAGUGGACCUGACGCUAUAUGUGAGGGAGAGAUUUAUUUCUAUUUGUGUUUUUUCUGAAGCCAUUGGGCAAUUAACAAUCAGAGUUACUGUCAUUAAUAGCUUGGAAAUUUAGCUAAUUUGAGGGGACACUCUUCCUGUGGCCUUGGGCUAUUUACAGUUUUUCAGUCUAUGUAAAGCCCUUGACAGUGAAGUGGCUGCAACCAAAGCAUAUUUAAGCUGGCGUGUGUGUCAAACUCUGCUCUGACCCCUCCAUGGAGUGAACUAUGAGUAUUUAGGGCCAACAUGCCAGGAAACUGUGCUGUGAAAUUGUCAUUUCUUUGUUUGAUAAAAUAAACCUGAACAGCAAUGUAGGGCCAUUCCCAUUACACAGAUGGGAAAAGCAAGUCUUUGUCUGAGCUUGCCUGGUUAAUAAGUGGCUCACCAGGCAGCCAAGAGAAAGAACAAGAUUGUGCAGUUUGUCCAGUGCAGGCCCCCGUAUUUUCCGAAUUAAGCGUGAUGGUUGCAGCCACUCAGCACAGUGUCUGCGAGCUUGCUGUUCACUUGGCAGAUCCCCGAAGGCUUGGCAGCUCAUGCCUGAGAAUCCUUAGAUUCUGGAGAUAGGGUCUGAUGCGUCUCUCCAGGCAAGAGUUAAGCUUUGCAGCUUCCACAAGCGGCCUCACUCAGUGCUCAUCCCUUCCUAGGUCUGCAGAGCUGUCAUUUUCACACCUGCGUCCUCUCCUUCCUCAUGCUGCCUCCUCUGAUCCUGAUUCCUUUUCAGCCUCUCUCUCUUCCAAGUUGGAACCCUCCUUGCUUAUGUGUGGAUGCCAAAGCCAGCGGCUGAGCUUCGUCUGCAGCCUCGGGCCCUUUUCAGUCGUAUGUUCAGAAGGACUGAAGACGUAGUGGAGGAGCCAUGGUUCUUUCUGCCCCACAGGCUUCCUUCAAGGUGUGAAGUCUGUUUUGCCUGUCUCAGCGUAGAACACAGCUUUACUUUCAGGUCUUGUGGGAUUCUGACUGGCUCAUUUAACAUUUAGCUGUGCACAUACUUCAUUCUGACAUCUCCUGUGAUUCGUUCUGGAUCCAGCACAGUUUCCCUUCCAGUUAGGCACUUGCUGUGACCAUGAAGGAAGCAAAUGCAUGGAGUGGCCUUUAAAAUGAGAUGGAUGAGGGUUGGGCUCAGAAAUAGUAGCACUGACUUCUUUCUAGAGAAAUAUCUUUUAUUGAAGUGCAUUUAACUCAAGUUAAUAGGUUACUAUAGCUAUUCUGGUAAAAAUAUGUAGGUUAGCUACCAGGUACCCAUUUUUCUGUCUGUCUGUCUGUGUAUCUGUUCAUCUCCUUGACACUUGGAGAUGUGUGUUGAAGGGUUUCAGAUAACAUAGCAUAUCUUAUAGCAUUUGCUUUCAGUGCUCAAAUACAUGUGGCAGUGAAUAGACCUAGCGGGACAGGUGAAAGUUGGCAAAACUCAAGCAGACCACAUGCACCACAGUGUUCUCUACUUUCAAAUGUUGAAGAUUUUCUGUGAUGUUUUUUUUUUUUACUACGUUUGUAUUGUCACAUCCCCAUCGAGUGACAGAAGAUGCCUGCCAUUACCUAGCACAGCUGGAGGAAGGGCGCAUUGCUGAUCGGCACCUCUGGAAUCCAGUUGGGCAGAUGAUCAGUUGGAGAUCGCAACCCUGAAUCAGGCAGAUGCGGAUCUGGAGGCUUGUCGAAACCAGAUUAGUAAGGACAUCAUUGCCCUUUUGAUGAAGAAUCUGGUCAGCGGUGGUCACCUCUCUCCGCAAACAGAAAGGAAGAUGGCCGCUGCUUUCAAAAAGCAGUUUCUGCUGUUGGAAAAUGAAAUACAGGAGGAGUAUGAGCGGAAGAUGUUGGCACUGACGGCAGAGUGUGACCUAGAGAUGAGGAAGAAGACAGAAAACCAGUACCAGAGGGAGAUGGUGGCCAUGGAGGAAGCAGAAGAGGUGUUGAAGAGAGUUAGCGAGAGGUCUGCUGCCGAGUGCAGCAGCCUUUUGCGGACCCUCCAUGGGCUGGAGCAGGAGGACAUGCAGAGGUCCCUUACUCUGGACCAAGCCGAGGACUUUGCUCAAGCACACAGGCAGCUGGCUGUUUUCCAGAGGAAUGAAUUACACAGCAUCGUCUAUACCCAGAUACAGAGUGCUGUCUCCAAAGGGGAACUGAGGCCUGAGGUGGCUAAAAUGAUGCUGCAAGACUACUCUAAAACACAGGAGAGUGUAGAAGAGCUGAUGGACUUCUUCCAGGCCACCAAGCGAUACCAUCUCAGCAAGAGGUUUGGCCACAGAGAGUACCUGGUCCAGAGACUGCAGGCCAUGGAGACCCGGGUGCAAGGGCUGCUGAACACCGCGGCUACCCAGCUAACAAGCCUCAUCCAUAAACAUGAGAGGGCUGGCUACUUGGAUGAAGAUCAGAUGGAAACGCUAUUGGAGCGUGCACAGACAGAAACCUUUUCUAUAAAACAGAAGCUGGACAAUGACUUAAAGCAGGAAAAGAAAAGGCUCCACCAGAGAUUAAUAACCAGGAGGCGGCGAGAGCUUCUGCAGAAGCACAAGGAGCAGCAGAAGGAGCAGGUGUCCCUUGGCGAGGCCUCCAGCACCGCGGAGGACGCAGUCCAGUACCUGCACCAGUGGAGGAGCGUGAUGGCCGAGCACACCGCUGCCCUGGAGGAGCUGCAGGAACGUCUGGACCAGGCUGCCCUGGAUGACCUCCGGGUCCUGACUGUGUCGCUGUCGGAGAAAGCCACGGAAGAGCUGAGGCGCCUGCAGAGCACGGCCAUGACACAGGAGCUGCUGAAGCGCAGUGCUCCCUGGCUCUUCCUGCAGCAGAUCUUAGAGGAGCACAGCCGGGAGUCUGCGGCUCGCACCACGCAACUGGAGGCAGAGGAGAGGGAACGUGGCCAGGAGCUGGUGCAGGGCGUGAGGCAGAGGCUACAGCAGGAUGCACUGGAGGCCUACACGGAAGAGCAGGCAGAGCUGAGGCACUGGGAGCACUUGGUGUUCAUGAAACUCUGCUGUGCGGCCAUCUCAUUGUCUGAAGAAGACCUGCUCCGGGUAAGGCAGGAGGCACAGGGCUGCUUCAGCCAGCUGGACCGGAGCUUGGCCCUCCCCAGAGUCCGUGCACGAGUGUUGCAGCAGCAGGCGCAGAUGGCCUGGCGGGAAGCAGAGUUUCGGAAACUGGACCAGGCCCUGGCUGCGCCUGAGCUGCAGUCCAAGGCAAGAAAGCUGCGUUCCAAGGGCAGAGGCAAGGCCGAUCUUCUGAAGAAGAACCUGGAGGAUAAGAUCCGACUAUUCGAGGAGCGGGCCCCUGUAGAACUGGCUGACCAGGUGCGAGGGGAAUUGCUCCAAGAGAGGGUCCAGAGGCUGGAGGCCCAGGAGGCGCACUUUGCUGAGUCACUUGUGGCUCUGCAGUUCCAGAAGGUGGCCCGGGCUGCUGAGACCCUCUCAGUCUACACCGCCCUGCUCAGCAUUCAAGACCUGCUGCUGGGGGAGCUGAGUGAGUCGGAGACCCUGACCAAGUCAGCCUGUGUGCAGAUCCUGGAGUCCCACAGGCCGGAGCUGCAGGAGCUGCAGGAGCUGGAGAGGAAGCUGGAGGACCAGCUGGUGCAGCAGGAAGAGGCCGAGCAGCAGCGGGUCCUGGAGAGCUGGCAGCGGUGGGCGGCCGAUGGACCUGGGCUGAGCGAACCUGAGGAGAUGGAUCCUGAAAGGCAGGUCUCUGCCAUCCUGCGGCAAGCCCUGAACAAGGGCCAGAAGCUGCUGGAGCAGCAUCAGCAGAGGGUGAGAGAGGAGUGGCAGAACGGUGCGGUGCUGGAAGAUUCUCUGGAAAGCAUUGAAGCUGACACCAUGGCCAGCCUUUGCAGCCAGGGACUGAGGCUGGUGUCAUACCUCUCAAGGAUGACAAUGGUACCAGGCAGCACACUACUGCGACUCCUGAGUGUGGUGCUUCCAGCGGCUUCACAGCCUCAGCUACUGGCCCUGCUGGACGCAGUCAGUGAGAAGCACUCCGACCACACAGCUGAGAAUGAGAGCAGUGGUGAGCAGGCUCAGGCAGAGCAGAGCAAGAGGAGGAAACACCAAGUUUGGUGGAAGGUUUUGGACAGCAGAUUCAGAGCAGAUCUGGUGAGUCAAGGACUGGAGAGGAUGCUCUGGGCCCGCCAGAAGAAGGAGCGCAUAUUGAAGAAGAUAUAUGUUCCCGUCCAGGAGAGGGUGAUGUUUCCUGGGAAAGGAAGCUGGCCACACCUGUCCCUAGAACCCAUUGGAGAACUGGCUCCCAUCCCCAUCACUGGGGCAGACGCUAUGGACAUAUUAAACACGGGAGAAAAGAUCUUUGUAUUCAGAAGCCCAAGGGAGCCCGAGAUCUCUUUGCGUGUUCCUCCCAGGAGGAAAAAGAAUUUCCUGAAUGCCAAGAAGGCCAACAGGGCCUUGGGCUUGGACUGACCCAGGGGGAAGCACCAGGGGCUGUCUCAAGACAGGUGCAUCUUUCCUCCAGCCCACGUGGGUUGGUCUGUCCGUCUAUAUCAUACAGCUUGCAGUAUACAUAUGCUUGCAGCCUUGACACAGUGCCACGCAAGUUGGCCCUCCGGUGUUCAGGUCCAGUCUCUUUUGUGCCACAGGACACAAACAUACCUUCCUUCUAAGUCCGUAUUACCAUGAUCUAGAGGGAACCCACCUUACCCCACCUUCCUCACACAGACCACUGGCUGUGGCUGGGAUGGGUCCCCACCCCACCCAGUUUAUGUGAGGAAGGUGCAGCUCUCUAUUCUUACAAUGUGUGUUACAUGCUCUGUUUUUCCAUAAAGGGAACUUUAAAAAUGUA